CAGCCGCUGCCGCGCGGAGCGAUGCUGGCGGGGAGAGGGACCGUCACAGCCCGGCCCCAGCCAACCCACCCACCCACCUUCGGCUGCUCCCGCCCCGCUAGCCAGGCAUGAAGUUGGAGCCAGGGCUGAGCAGCGACCCCCAGCUGCAGUUCGUGGUGGCGACGGAGAAGGAGUUUGAGGAGAUCCUGGCCAUGUCGAAGGGCAUCUACGGGGGCCUGGAUUAUCUCCCCAGCCGCUACCACGCCUGGAUCCGUGAGCCCAACCGCACCGUGGUGCUGGCCAAGAAGAACGGAGCAGUGAUCGGGCUGCAGUCGGUCUGCGUGGUGGACGCCGGAGAGACGGCGCUGGUGGAGGGGCUGCGCGUGGCGCCGUGGGAGAGGGGGAAGGGCGUGGCCGGCGUCCUGCAGCGUUUCUGCACCGAGCUGGUCAAGCAGCAGCACCCCGGCGUCAAGGUGUCGCGGCUGACGCGGGACGACAAGCUGGGCCCCAAGGACUUCAAGAAAUACCGGCUGAUCACCAAGCAGGGCAUCCUGCUGGUGCGGUUCAACGCGGCGGAGCUGCUGGCCCGGCUGGACGCGGCGGUGGCCCAGCUGCGGGCGGGCGGCUUCCAGCCGCUGCCCACGGAGGCCCUGGAGCCGGGCGAGGUGCGGGGCCUGGUGCUGAGCCCGGCCUUCCAGAGCGAGGUCCUGCCCAGCCGCACCAUCAUCCAGGACUGGCAGCCCUACCAGCCCAGCGAGCCCAACCUGGCCCUGCUGCAGCAGAAGCAGCUGCACUGGGUGGUGGAUUGCAAGGCCCAGCCCACGGCCGCCUCGCUCUGCACCCAGCCCUUCCCCAUCCCGCUGGGCGGGGACUGGGUCUACCUCAACAUCGACGCCUUCGGCCGCCACCCCGCCCACCUCAAGAGCCAGCUGCUACACCACCUGCGGGCCCGUCUGCCUGCCCUGCGGGGCAACGUCAUGUGCCAGCUCUUCCUGGAGCCCAGCCUCUGGGGGGAGCUGGCCGAGUUCUGCCGGGCUGGCCUGCGGCUGGAGCUGGCCAAGGGCUACACCGAGCAGUACCUGCUGGAGGCGGAUAUCUAGGGUUAUCGAGGCUCGCCCCCUCCCCGCCCACUUCCUGGUCCUGCAGAAGCACUUUCUGAGCCUUGGUUCCCCCUCCCCACCCCGUUCCUGGCCCGCUAGAGGAACUCCCCUAGGAGAUGUGACCCCCCCACCUGCUUGGCAAGCCCUUGCGACAGUCAGUGGAGCUGAGCAACAGUUGACACGGCGACGCGGCCCAGUGACGGUGGGCACGGUGAUGGAGCCCAGCGAUGGUUGAGGGAGCCUAGCAACAGUUGACAUGGCGAUGGGGCCCAGUGACGGUGGGCACGGUGAUGGAGCCCAGCGAUGGUUGAGGGAGCCUAGCAACAGUUGACACGGCGACGCGGCCCAGUGACGGUGGGCACGGUGAUGGAGCCCAGCGAUGGUUGAGGGAGCCUAGCAACAGUUGACACGGCGACGCGGCCCAGUGACGGUGGGCACGGUGAUGGAGCCCAGCGAUGGUUGAGGGAGCCUAGCAACAGUUGACAUGGCGAUGGGGCCCAGUGACGGUGGGCACGGUGAUGGAGCCCAGCGAUGGUUGAGGGAGCCUCGCAACAGUUGACAUGACAACAGCGCCCUGCACUGGUUGACAGACCCUCCCACAGGCCGCUGGAUCCCUGCGAAGCGACAGUCGCCAUGACUGAUGGAAACCCUUGUACAGGGCUCAGCUCUUCCCUCCUCCCCCCCCAAAAAAACCCGCCUGGAAGCCAGGCCUAGAGCCCCCCCCGCCCCUCUAGUGAUGCCUCUGAACCGAGUGACGUGCAAUAUAGAGUCUCAUAAAUGGAGAUAUAUUUAAAAAGUCGCCUGCAACAAGAGCGUGUCCCCCCCACACUAGCGCUAGAGCCCAUCUCCCCCCAUCCCACCGCUGGAUCCCCUCCCCCCCGCACUACACACUAACUCCCCCCCCGCAGGCUAGGUUGCACCUCCCUGUCCAUAGCUGCUCCCCCCUUCCAGUGCAUUCUCCCCCCAGGAGGUCAGGAGCAGGGAUCCCGCCUCCCUCCCUUGGGGCAGUCACUUGCAGGGUGCCCCCUCACCCCCUGCUUUGGCUUUGCUGUCCCGGGCCGGGCCAAGCCCACAGUAUUAUUAACGCAAGUCUCUGAUCCAGGUUAGAUCAGCAAUCCCCCUUCCCCCCCACACUCCAGGGCUGGCACAGAAUGGGGGGGCUGGGGGCCCUGGUUUAUUUCUGUAACUAAUCCCCCUGGUUACCCCCCAAGCUGUGAUUCCUUCCCCCCGUCUCCAUGUGGCAAUAAACCCCUCU
Molecule: messenger RNA, 2334 nt
Organism: Dermochelys coriacea (leatherback sea turtle)
Lineage: Eukaryota; Metazoa; Chordata; Testudines; Dermochelyidae
Gene: NAT16
Product: N-acetyltransferase 16 (putative)
Exons: 4
Coding region: 108-1079 (323 amino acids)
Molecular function (GO): acyltransferase activity, transferring groups other than amino-acyl groups
Source: RefSeq, a predicted model, not a curated record